This is a messenger RNA of Malania oleifera, 1834 nucleotides long. RefSeq names its product UPF0481 protein At3g47200-like. NCBI's taxonomy places the organism in Eukaryota, Viridiplantae, Streptophyta, Magnoliopsida, Santalales, Ximeniaceae. The transcript is spliced from 3 exons. The record is from RefSeq and is a predicted model, not a curated record. Bases 233 to 1543 code for a protein of 436 amino acids.
ACAAAUUGGAUGAAGCCCAAAUCAUUUGACGCCAAAUUGCGAAGCUGCAGGCCUAAGGUGUUAGGCUUCAACAUUGCCACUAUCGCAUCAUUUUGGAUACUAUGGUAAGACACCAAAUCCAGGAGGUGAAAGCUGUCUACCCAUUGAUGCACCUCUGACAGGAUUGAAACCGAAGACUAAUCUGAAAGAGGAAAGAAGAGCCCAGGAGAAAUAUAUAUUGAAACUGUUGAUCAUGGAAGAGAAAGAGUACAUACCAGAUCGCUUGACAAUCGACGUUCAAUCAUUGACCAAUUCCAUAGAAAACUCGAUGCGCAUGCACCUUGCUUCUCCUUUAUCAGUCGAGCACUGCUCCAUCUUCAAAGUCCCCGACAUCCUCUCCCAACACAAUCCGAAGGCUUACGUUCCCGUUGCAUUUUCCAUCGGACCUCUACACCACGGCGAGGAAAGACUGAAAGCCGCAGAAAAAAUCAAACUGCAUUAUCUGCAUGGUCUCAUCUCUCGAGAAAAAAUCCCUUUAAACGACCUAGUCCAAGUCGUUCUAGGAUUGGAGGACGAAGCACGCCGUAGCUAUGCUAGCCCGAUCAACCUGAGCACAGAAAGAUUCACAGAAAUUUUGGUAGUCGACGGCAGCUUCAUCGUCGAGCUUCUCCGCAAGUCAGGAAAUCGGGUGCAGCCAGAAGCUGGCGAUCCGAUCUUCGGCAUGGCUUCUAUGAUGGAGCUCCUAUAUCACGACUUGAUAUUGCUAGAAAACCAAGUGCCGUGGCGGGUGCUGGAGCUGCUAUUCAGCCAGACCAGAACACUCUCUACGAACCCACCAGGUUCUUCAACCUUGUCGGGCCUUGCUCGGGAUUUCUUCGGAAAAAUUUUCUCGUGGGUAAGACAUUCUACGGUGGAUGAUCAGCACUCCUACAGUACUCAUAAGCAUGUACUAGAUUUUUUGAGAAACUCCUUGGUUUCGAACUCGGCGCACGAAUCGCAGCGGGCACUGAAAUCGGCGCGGCUGAUUCCUUCCGCCGCCAGACUGGUGGAGGCCGGAAUCAAAUUGAAGAAAGCUGAUGGUCCUAGUGGCACAUCGAAGAGCAUCUUGGACAUACAAUUCAAUAAGGGGGUCUUAGAGGUGCCGCAAUUGAUGGUCUCAGAGAUCACAGAGUCCCUGCUUCGCAACCUGAUAAGCUUCGAGCAGUGCUCCCAUGGCUGCACCACAAGGAUUACGUCCUACGCCAUACUCUUGGAUAGCCUUAUUAAUGACACCAAGGACAUGGAACUUUUGUGCGAGAGCAAGAUUAUUGAUAACUGGCUGAACCCGGAGGAGGCAGCAAAUCUCUUCAACAAGCUUUACCAUGACACUUUUGUACACACGUUCUUUUACGAGGAGCUGUGUGACCGGGUGAAUAAAUAUUGUGAUACCCAGUGGCAUAGGUGGCGAGCGACGUACGUCCGUAACCAUUUUAGCACUCCUUGGGGAAUUGCAUCGCAAAUUCUAGCUGCUUUUUUCCUAUUCAUCUCUAUCUUACAGGCCAUCAAGACCAUAAAAACAUUUUAAUUAGUUGAGGAGAUGCGUGGUCUGUGGGGAUGGAAGUUCAUUUUAAUUUUGAUGUUCGAUUCUCCGCGCGCGUGUGUGCGCGCGCGUGCGCGCGUUUUCUAUUUGUUUUUGGAUGUAAACCGUGUGGUUUAUAUAUUUGUAUGCUUGAGAAUAAAGAAAGGGAUUGUCGCCUAUUUUGUAUUAAAAUGGGAAUGCAAUGUUGUGUAAUGUAUUAUGUCGCGCCGUCUCGAGGAGCGCAAGCCCCGGGAGGCGAGGGAAUAAAAUAUAUGAAAUAUUGAAAAUUUUGAUUUG